Homalodisca vitripennis (glassy-winged sharpshooter) is the source of this 5326-nucleotide messenger RNA. RefSeq names its product C-Jun-amino-terminal kinase-interacting protein 4 (gene syd). Gene Ontology annotation, molecular function: signaling receptor complex adaptor activity; MAP kinase scaffold activity; JUN kinase binding. Gene Ontology annotation, biological process: vesicle-mediated transport. The record is from RefSeq and is a predicted model, not a curated record. NCBI's taxonomy places the organism in Eukaryota, Metazoa, Arthropoda, Insecta, Hemiptera, Cicadellidae. Bases 179 to 4081 code for a protein of 1300 amino acids. The transcript has 28 exons. Gene Ontology annotation, cellular component: cytoplasm.
ACAGAAAUCAGCUAUCUCUACUCAACUCCACUGAUCACUGAUCCAGAAUGAAAGAAGAGAAAUGUCACUAUGGUGUGUGAGUCAUAGUGAUGUGCGCAGUGUUAUAUAAAUACAUAAUGUUUAUGUUGUUAUUAAUAAAUAUAUUGUUUAUCUACAGGUGAGAUUUUAGUGACAUAAUAUGAACAUCAUGAUUGAAAUGGAGCAAGAGACGGUUUAUGGAACCCAUGAAGAUUCUCAUGUUGUUAUGUCAGAAAAGGUUCAAUCCUUGGCUGGCAGUAUUUACCAGGAAUUUGAAAAAAUGAUUGGUAAAUAUGAUGAAGAUGUGGUAAAAGAUUUAAUGCCCCUAGUGGUAAAUGUUUUAGAAUGUUUAGACCUGUCUUAUACAGAAAAUCAGGAACAUGAAGUUGAACUAGAACUACUUAGGGAAGACAACGAACAGCUUGUAACUCAGUAUGAAAGGGAGAAGCAACUGAGGAAAACUUCUGAACAGAAACUGCUAGAAGUAGAAGAUGCUGUUGAGGAUGAGAGGAAAGACCUUAUAGGAAAAAUUGAAAGUCUAGAAUCAAUUGUUCGAAUGCUGGAACUUAAAGCCAAAAAUUCAUCAGAUCAUGUGUAUAGGCUAGAAGAGAAAGAGCAAGAAAUGAAGAAAGAAUAUUCAAAAUUGCAUGAACGCUAUACGGAGCUGUUUAAGACCCAUAUGGACUAUAUGGAGAGGACGAAAAUUAUAAUGGGCAACUCGGAUAGAAUGGAAGGACCUGGGAGAGGGCGGUUAGGGAACCUUGGACUCUCUCAACUCAAUAGGUCAACAGGUCCAGUUUCGUUUGGGUUCCAGUCUCUGGAGCAAAGCUCGAACUCGUUCCGUCCAGCAGGGAGUCCCAGCGAGUUCACUGGUAUCCCAGCAUCACCACCUGACAGUAACCAUUCACUUACCAGUCUCAAGAAUGAGUUGCAACCACAGGAGAUGGAAGAAGAGCCCUCAGUACGAGAUAUUUCAGAAAAGGGCUGGUCUGAAACAUUAAGUCCUGUGUCCAAAGAUGCUAGUCCUGUCCAAGAUCUCUCAGAGGAAACUGCGCCUCCUCCCCCUCCCAUUGUUACCACUCCAGUUGGCAGAAGUCACACGAAGAGAGAAACGCGUAGCGGGAACACUCUCUACCAGGAGCUCAGUUUCCAAGACGCUGAAGCCCUGGGAGAGAUGGACGAGGGAGCAGAUAUUACAGGGAGUUGGGUGCAUCCUGGUGAAUAUGCUUCAUCGGAUAGCGAAGAUGAGCCUGAGAAUAAAACCAUGGUUAACGACAAUUUCUUUGGAAUGGGAAAAGAAGUUGAAAAUCUUAUCAUGGAGAACAAUGAGCUGCUUGCUACCAAGAAUGCCUUAAACAUUGUCAAGGAUGACUUGAUAAUCAAAGUGGAUGAACUUACAAGUGAGCAAGAGAUUCUAAGGGAAGACUUAAAGUCAUUACAAACCCUGAAAAAUAGACUGAGGCAGAAAGUAACAGAACUUGAGGAAGAGCUUAAGAAGACAAAAGAGGAAGCUGAAAAGCUGGCAAAGUCUAGCAAGUCAGACGAUGAGGAGGAUGUCCCUAUGGCACAACGCAAGAGAUUCACUCGUGUUGAGAUGGCACGAGUACUGAUGGAGAGAAAUCAGUAUAAAGAACGGUUCAUGGAACUCCAAGAAGCGGUCAGAUGGACUGAAAUGAUAAGGGCAUCGAGAAAUGACCCGAAUUUAGAUAAGAAAAACAAACAAGGUGUUUGGAAAUUUUUCAGUAACCUAUUCAGUCCCAAUGAGAGAGGCGGGAUUGCUCACCGAAAGCCCCUGCCAUACGGCAAUAUUCGCUAUAACGCACCAACACAUCACAUAAGUCCUGCUUUGGAUACAAUGCGCAAACGCUCCAUGAGUGAUCGGAAACGAGGACUUGAUCUCAUAGACUCAGGAGACCUGUGCAGUGAAAAAGUGGCAGCACGACGAGCUACUGAGCGCAAAGAACAGUAUCGUCAAGUCAGAGCCCAUGUGAGGAAGGAUGACGGCAGACUGCAGGCUUAUGGCUGGUCUCUGCCUGCCAAGGCACCGACCCGCUCCAUCAUGCCACCCCCAGGUUCCUCUGCACCCCAGGUCCCUGUGCCGGUUCCAGUUUACUGCCGUCCACUUGCUGAGAGAGAGCCAGGCAUGAAGAUGUGUGAUGAUUUGCAGAUCUGGUGUGCGACGGGGGUGAACCUGGCAGGAGGCCGUACACGUGACGGGGGCAGUAUCGUGGGUGCUAGUGUGUUCUACUCGGACACAGACAGAGAGGAUGGGAUGGAGGAGAAAGGGGAAGAGGAUAGUCCCGAGAAGGAAGUGAGCCCGGUAGACCAACUGGACAGGGAGCUCAAGGAGGGUGAGAGACAGAGGCAGGAGAGCGAACAGGUCCUGUCGUCCCUGGUGUGGAUCUGUACUAGCACUCACUCUGUCAGUCGAGUGACUGUCAUAGAUGCCAACAACCCAGCCGAUAUCCUGGAGUCUUUCAAUGUCUGCCAGUCAUACCUCUUGUGUAUAGCCAGCGUUCCAGGUGCCUUGCCGAGUGACUACUUGAGCACAGAGGAGCCCGACAACCGCAGUGUGGAGGUGCCAGUAACACCAGUUAACCCGGAGCAGCCGGAUACAGUGGAAGGAGAUGGGGAAGAAAAAGGAGAGCCAGCCGAGCCAAAAAUUGGACAAAUUACAUUUGUCAGUUGUGCAACAGGCAGCGAGGAUGCUAACUCUCUGCCACCCGUCAACUCUAACAAUUCACCCCACCUAUCUCAAGACAACAUUAACUCUGAUCCAGUAACUCCUCAACAUCAGCUAAUGAAUGAUCUGAAGGAUGGAUACUUGAAAGAUGGUUUAGCUCCAACGUUCAUAGAAGAGAGUGAUGUCUCACCGACCCCAUCACGUCGACUGCUGAAAGACCUUAAGGAGGGAAUACUCAAGGACGGGAUUGCAAACUCACCUAAAGAAAAUGGGUUGGCCAAUGAGGAGCUGGAGAAGAUGUCCAGUGUCCUACCGACAGUGUGGCUUGGCUCACAGAAUGGUUCUGUAUUCGUCCACUCGGCUGUCUCCCAGUGGCGCCGCUGUCUACACUCUAUAAAGCUCAAAGACUCGGUCCUCAGCAUUGUACAUGUGAGCGGACGGGUAUUGUGUGCACUGGCAGACGGGACUGUGGCAGUGUUCCGGAGAGGUCUGGAUGGUCAGUGGGACCUUAGCAAGUACCACCUGGUGAACCUCGGACCUCCGCAGUAUUCCAUCCGGUGCCUCAUCUCUGUCCACAACAAAGUCUGGUGCGGCUACAAGAACAGGAUCCAUGUCCUUGAUCCCAAGACCAUGGUGGUUCAGGCUUCUAUUGAUGCUCAUCCACGCAAGGAGAGUCAGGUGAGACAGAUGGCAUGGGUGGGCGAUGGUGUGUGGGUGUCUAUCCGUCUAGACUCCACACUCCGACUGUACCAUGCCCACACGUACCAGCAUUUGCAGGAUGUGGACAUUGAGCCUUAUGUCAGCAAGAUGCUUGGCACAGGAAAGUUGGGAUUUUCAUUUGUGAGGAUAACGGCUCUUCUGAUUUCCUCCAACCGGCUGUGGAUUGGGACUGGUAAUGGCGUCAUCAUCUCCGUGCCUCUCUCAGAGAGUGCUUGUGGUGGAGCAGGAAGUGGAGCGGGGAGUGGGAACAGCCUGCGGAUGCCAGGAGGGGUGGUGAGAGUGUUUGCAGACUCUGUCACAUCACAACUGACUCCUGGUAGCUUCAUCCCGUACUGCUCCAUGGCCCAGGCACAGCUUUCUUUCCAUGGUCACAGAGACGCUGUCAAGUUCUUUGUUGCAGUACCAGUGAAAGGCUGUGGCGGACUGUCCGCUGCUACCAGUCAGGUGCCUGAAGCUCCUACUGUGGCGGACCACCCUUCCGACAGGGACAAGCCUCUGUCUAUGCUGGUCAUGUCAGGAGGAGAGGGCUACAUCGACUUUAGAAUUGGUGACGGUGAGGAAGGGGAGGAGGAGGGUGGGGAGGAUACACAGCAACAUCUCGUCAGCCUCAAGGGAGAGAAGAGCCAUCUGAUUGUUUGGCAGGUCACUCUUCCUCACUGAACUUGCCUGUGAUACUCACCAGUGGCUGCUUGCUUCACCAUCAAGACAGUGUAAUACUCACAAAUAUCUUGUACUCGUUUACCAUAUUUAGUUAGUUUUAGUAUUUAUUUAACAAUCAGUCAUGAAUCAACCGAUGUAGUAAACUCGUGCAUGAAAAUAUUUUCCGCCAAGAUCUAAUGUUUUUAUAUAACACUUGUGAUAAAAAUUUAAAUUAUCUGUUGUUUUGUAGAUUCAAACCGAUCAAACUGUUUCAAAGUUUUAAGAUAGCAACAGAAGUUAAAUUAAUUUUGACAUCGGUUUUAAUAUGUUUUGUGUGUUGUUUUAAUAAUAGUUUGUGAAAAUUGUAAAUAUUUUAAGAUUUUUAUUACGUCUGUACACAGAUAGGUUUGUAAGUAACAUUUGCACCUUAAAAAUGUUUUCUUUGUUUAAAAUGUUUUAUAUUUGUUAUUUAAAUAGUAUGAAUGAUUAUUUUUGUUGGUACUCAAGCUUUUUGUGAAUAUACAAUUAAUUUGUAUAUUUGCACAUUAUUUAUUUGUUUUAUAAUUAAUUCAGGGUCUUGUAUACAUGUAGUUAAUUUAUAUGUUCCAAUUUUAAUAAUUAAUUUGUAUUUAAAAUUUUAUCCUGGACUAAUGUAGCUUCGUAGCUGUAGAAAUUAAAUUUAAAACCCAUUUAAUUGUAAAUGUGGAUUUUUGUUAUUUAAAAACACAGUUAAUAAAAAAUGAAAAAAUGUUGAUCAAAUAAUAAACUUUAAUAAUAACUGUGCUUCUCAUGAGAUGAGAUUUUAUGUAUUUUUAUGUACAUAUUGUAAUAGAAGUAACACUUUCCUCAGAACAUAAUAUAAAACCUGUUUGUACUCAUAUUGAUGAAGCAUAAUGUGAUGGAAUAUUUUAGUAUAAACCAGUAACUCAGCCUACAGUAAAAAUUUAUCUGUCUGUAAAGAGUAACAAUAUUGUAUAUUAAAUGUUCAUCGUAAAGUGCAUAUUGUCCAUCUACGGUUUGAAGCUUUAUGUUGUCGUGAUAAAUCAUAAAUGCAUUCAGUAUGCUCAACUAGGUAGAUCACUCACAAUCUUUGUAACAAAAUUGAUAUUUAUACCUACCAAGAUUAAACCAUUUUAAUUAAUUAAUUGUGAUAUCAUGUACCUUGCUUGGUAUGAUUUUUAGGAUUCGCCAAAGACAUUUGUUUUGUUUACAUUACUGUAAGCCCUCUCAUAUUUAGAGUGAAAAAAUAAAAGAAUUUUUAACUUU